AUGGCCAGCCAUCUGCAAAGACCACCCAGAGGGCUGGAUGACCCAUCCCAAAUGAGAGAAACUUUCCUGAAGAUGGUCCACGCCCAUGAGACCCUCCCGACCCCGUGCACAUGGGCCCAACGCGAGUUCCUCCUCCCCAGGGAGCCCAAGGAGCUACCCGGUUUCACCCAGCAAGCCUACCACCAGCUGGCCCUGAAGCCGCCACCCUACACGGAGAUGAAGGCCAAGGUGCGUCAACGACUGGCCUGCCCCUGGAAGGACACAGCCCAGCACACCUGGGGCUUCCACACCUGGCUGGAUGUCGGGCGUCUGCCGGCCACCUUCCCCUCUAGGCCCGACAAGCCCUACGACAGCAACGUCUGGCGCUGGCUGACAGACUCCAGGGCCCACCGCCAGCCCCCAGCAGAGCCCCCCGUGCCCCCUCCCUCCUGGCUGGGUCAGAACAGCUUCCUGACCUUCAUCUCCUGUACUCCGAUCUUCCUGGACGUGAACAGGAAGAAACAGGUGAUCUUCAGGACGGUGAAGGAACUCCAAGAGGUGGAGAAACUCAAGCUGAGGAGUGAAGUGAGGGCACCCCCUCUCGACACCCAUGGCAACAUCCUUCCCCCCAAGGCAUCCAAGAAGUAAGAGGAGCUCCCUCGUCAGGGAGCCCACCUGUGUCCAGGUACCGGCACUUCUCAGCUGGUGGAAGGUGUGAGCCUGGGGACCUCCAGCUCAUGCCCAACCCGCUUCCCAACCAUCUGGCCAGGAGCUGGCCCUGCCCAAACCCGCUG
Messenger RNA from Dama dama (fallow deer), 773 nucleotides. It is a transcript of the gene TEX52, whose product is annotated as testis expressed 52. The record is from RefSeq and is a predicted model, not a curated record. NCBI's taxonomy places the organism in Eukaryota, Metazoa, Chordata, Mammalia, Artiodactyla, Cervidae. Bases 1 to 627 code for a protein of 208 amino acids. The transcript is spliced from 3 exons.